CUGCCAACGUCAGCCGGAACACGGAAGUAUUCAGCUUGUUGUGAGUUGUUCAGCUUUUGCUGGCUGCUUCUACUAUCUUGUUCCUCCUCGUCGCUCACAAAUGGCGCGUUCCGCGGCUCUGGGCCGGACAGGGCCGGGUCGGACCGGGCCAGGACUCUGGUACUUGGCGCUGGUGCUGACGGUGCUGGUCGGGCCGGGCGGCGCAGUGUCCGAACCGGGGAAAUGGAUCCUGAAUGUCGACAGCGAAAGCGUGAAGAAGCAGAGCUACUUCCUCUUCACUAAAACUCUGUUCAACAGCAGCUUCAUCCAUCUGAAGGCCGAGGCCUGCAACUCGUCGGCAGCCGUCAAGCUGGACGUGUCCUGGUACCUGAGGAACUCCCACUGCUACGACGAAGUCUUCCGCCUGGACGCGAACGGGGCAAAGAAUUACUUCAACUCGACGAAGGUCAGCCAGGGAGGAGGAAGUGGAUAUUAUGUUUUUCACCAAUAUCGUCCAGUCACCUGCCAGCCGCACAUUAGCCCCCAAGCGUUCGGUCUGGAUGAAUUUGAGAUGAAAACUCGACUGACGGAAUUGCCGCAGGAACAGCCAAACACAGAGAAGAAUUUAGGAAGCAGGAGGAGGAGAGAUGCGGACGCUCCAAAACCAAAGGCCGCCGCGGUACAGAAGGAAAGCGCUCCGGCUGAAACGGGGAACGCUGCCGUCCCUCAUAAAGAGGCGGCAGCUCAUUUAUCCAUGGACACGGUGGCCGAGAGCUGGGAGGACGGACCCUACAUGUUCAUCCUGAAGAUCAGAGAAAUCGGCCCCGCCAACCCACCCACACCCUGGAGUCUGCAGCUGCAGAUCAGCAUGAAGGGUCCUCACGACUACUUAUCAGCCGCAGAGUGGCCAAUGAUGGUGUUCUACAUGGUGAUGUGCAUCGUGUACGUGCUGCUGGCCGUGUUGUGGCUGCUCCUGUCGGCGUGCUACUGGAGGGAUCUGCUCCGGAUCCAGUUCUGGAUCGGAGGGGUCAUCUUCCUGGGCAUGCUGGAGAAGGCCGUGUACUACGCCGAGUUCCAGAGCAUCAGAUACGACGGCCUGUCAGUCCAGGGCGCGGUGGUGUUUGCCGAGGUGCUCUCGGCGGUGAAGAGGACUCUGGCCAGGGUGCUGGUGAUCAUCGCCAGUCUGGGAUACGGCAUCGUCAAGCCCAGACUCGGCGCGCUGCUGCACAGAGUAGUCGGAGUCGGUCUGCUCUACUUGAUCUUCUCCAUCGUCGAGGGGAUCCUACGAGUCAACGCUGAUCGAGGCGCCAACACCAGCAGUAGGCUUUUGUGUGACAUAGUGCUGGCCUUCAUUGACUCCUGUGUUGUCUGGUGGAUCUUCGUGAGUCUGGCCCAGACGAUGAAGCUGCUGAGGCUGCGGAGGAACGUGGUCAAGCUGUCGCUCUACAGACACUUCACCAACACGCUCAUCUUCGCCGUCAUAGCGUCGGUCAUCUUCAUCAUCUGGAGCACCAAGACCUUCAGACGGUCUACAUGUCUGUCUGUGAGUACUCUGCUAGGAUUUAGUACAGCUCAGGUCGGUUGGUUAGUAAGCCAUGUUGUUGAAACUGUUCUCGAACUCUUAUUGCAUGUGUUUAAUUCACUAUUUUUGUCAUUUUGGUUUCUAAACUUAUAGAUCGUUCAACCCUCU
Molecule: messenger RNA, 1669 nt
Organism: Perca fluviatilis (European perch)
Lineage: Eukaryota; Metazoa; Chordata; Actinopteri; Perciformes; Percidae
Gene: tmem87a
Exons: 15
Coding region: 101-1654 (517 amino acids)
Biological process (GO): retrograde transport, endosome to Golgi
Cellular component (GO): Golgi apparatus; membrane
Source: RefSeq, a predicted model, not a curated record